Ctenopharyngodon idella (grass carp) is the source of this 4716-nucleotide messenger RNA. RefSeq names its product synaptotagmin VIII (gene syt8). Gene Ontology annotation, cellular component: synaptic vesicle membrane; axon; dense core granule. Gene Ontology annotation, molecular function: syntaxin binding; calcium ion binding; phosphatidylserine binding. Gene Ontology annotation, biological process: regulation of dopamine secretion; cellular response to calcium ion; calcium ion-regulated exocytosis of neurotransmitter. Lineage: Eukaryota; Metazoa; Chordata; Actinopteri; Cypriniformes; Xenocyprididae. The record is from RefSeq and is a predicted model, not a curated record.
GCCACCGCUCAUUCACCCAGUUUAGGAAUGUGUUCCUACCAUUCAGAAUAUUAAUCUUUAAGUUUUAUACGACAACCAAGGAAUCAAGAUCCAAACUGAACUCAUUCUACAACAUGACCCACCGGUCUCAUCCAUUUCACCAUGACACCAAGACCGUCAUUAAAACCAACUAAAACACAAACCAACACCACAACAGCUGCUCCGGGGUUCCUGCCCUCUUUACUGGACAGGAUUCCUUUGCCAAGAUGGGCCAUCUAUGCUAUAUUUGCCGCCAUCAUCCUGCUCAUUCUCAUCUGUGUGAUAUGCUGCUGUGUAAAAUGCUGCUGCAAAGGGAAAAAGAAGAGGAAGAAGAAGCUGGACCAGAAGAUCAGUAUGAAAGGGAUCUCAGGAACUACAACUGCAGCACUGGUCCAACUUGAGACAGAGGAUGUGGAAUAUGGAUCAGCUGACCAACAAAGGGGAAAACUGCAGUAUUCACUGGAGUUCAACGCAUCCAGAUCAGAGCUGACUGUAGGAAUAAAAGCUGCCGCUUUGAAAGCGAUGGAUUCAGGAGGAACAUCUGACCCUUAUGUGAAAGUCUACAUCCUUCCCAACAAGUUCAAAACAUUUGAGACGAAAGUCUUCAGGAAAACCCUUAACCCUGUGUUCAAUGAAAAUUUCAAAUAUCAGAUCCCUCAGAAGGAGCUGACUGAGUCGAUACUGGUGAUGCAAGUGUAUGACUUUAACAGAUUCUCCAAACACGACAUCAUCGGUGAGAUCAGACUCAAUCUGUCCACGGUGGACUGGAAUCAUGUGAUUGAGGAGUGGAGAGAUCUGAGCGAAGCUUCCAAACAUGAGCAAGAGCAUCUGGGAGAGAUCUGCUUCUCUCUUCGUUAUGUCCCGACUAGUAGUAAACUCACCGUGAUCAUACUGGAAGCCAAGAACCUGAAGAGGAUGGACCAGGGAGGCUCUUCAGACCCUUAUGUUAAAGUUCAAUUGGUUCUGGAUAAGAAGAAAUGGAAGAAGAGGAAAACAUCAGUAAAGAAGCGAACUUUGAAUCCAUACUUUAAUGAAUCUUUCACUUUUGAAGUGUCGUUUGAACAGAUUCAGAAAGUCCAGCUGGUCAUCUCAGUGUGGGAUCAUGACAAAAUGAGCAGAAAUGAUGCGAUUGGCAAAAUCUAUCUGGGCUGUGAUGCUACAGGAAACCAGCUGCGUCACUGGGCGGAUAUGCUGUCCAACCCACGCAAACCUGUGGCUCAGUGGCACACAUUACUCUCUGCUGAACAGGUGGACACAACGCUGGCCUUAAAACACACGCUAAAGAUCCCAUUUACAAACAAAAACUUCUGAGAAACCUCUACUAACAUGACAAAUUGUUCACAACCAGAAGUUGUUCCCAUUCCUUUAUGCUUUUUAUGCCCAGACUAUGGACCAAUUAUCUUAUUUCGUGCCAUUCUUUUUCAUUUAUUUAUGAUGGUUCAUAUUGUUUUAGUCUAACAUUUAAUUUCCUUCAUUUUCAGUAUUUUGGAAGUAACCGAAUAGCUUGGGAAGUAACUAAAAGCAGUGAUGCUACAUUUCAAAAUAGCAAGCUGCUAAUGACAAAAAGCUGUUUUUUUUUUUUAAAUUUUAUUUUUUAAAUUUUAUUUAGUUAAGUAAUUGUAAUUAUGCACAUGGCUUUACAGUUACAGUAGUGAGCUAAGAAAAUAAUCAGUCUCCUAUAUUGUCUUCUCCAAUAUAUGUACUUGUUUGGAAGUCCAAUACAUUUUUGUGAAUCUUUCAUAUGGAUGGUUCAUGUAAAUUAAGCGAUUUAAAGAAUUAUUCACUAGGUCAUUUGUGUCCUGCACAUAAGUUACUGCUAUCUAUUUUAUAUAUAUCCUUUUUUGUAGUUAAAUACUGCUGCUGUACUUCAAGUCACAGUCUUAAAAUAAAUUUAUUUGUAUAAGAUUCAUUUGAAGCUGUCACAUAAUCCUAAUUGAGAUCAUCAUAGACUAAUGCUAGAUACUUUUCUCUCUCUCUCUCUCUCUCUCUCUCUCUAGAUAGAUAGAUUGAUUGAUUGAUUGAUUGAUUAAGUGAAUAAUUAUUUUUUGUAGAAACAGUUGUAGAGUUCCCACUGACUGCAACGUCCUUCUCAUGUUUUGAAGUUUUGGGUAAAAUUUCAUAUUAUGUUCAGUCAAGAGCGUAAGUUUGAUUUUGACAUUGGUAAUUUCAUGUCCUAAUCAGUUUCAUGUUCUAUAAAACCUUUAUUUGUAGAUAUGGUAGAUAACCCAAUCAUAACGCAUAACAUAACUUUGAUUAUGUAAACCAACUACAUUACAAUUUAGCUUUCUGUACUUUAUGAUAGAAUAUCUAAAUAAGCAUACAGUACAUUCAUAACUAGGAGAAAAAUGUUAUUCAGGGAUUGAAAUUAAGCUUUUUAGUCUACAUCACUUCAAUUGAUCAGUUCUGUAAUGUUAUAAGCAGUGUUGGGGGUAACACCGUGUCCUAACCAGACACGAUGCGAUAAGAUUCCAGCGACGAGCAAUUUGACUGUCCACACUAGACGCGACGCAAAAAUAAGAAGCGAUAAAGUCAAUCAAAAACCACACCCAAUCAGAAGAGAGUGUGGGCGGGCUCUCUCGGCAAGAGCACAGCAGACACAAUGAAAUGGGCAAGUACAUAGUAAAAUUCAUAAAUAUUACACAAUUUUUUAUUAUAUUAACAUUAUUUAAAGUACAUACGGAGUGACUGAACCAAUCUUUGUCAUAGAAUACACUUGUUUGUUCGCAUUGAGUUUGAACGUUCUUGUGCCCAUUUAUUUAUUUUAAAGAUCUGAGGUGAAUUAGCCAGUGUUGUUUUCAUUACAGCUAAAAAGCUGGGAACACAGAACGAUAUUCAAACUCACGUUAGACAUUUUUAACAUUACAUAAAGCACAUAAACAGUACCUGAUAUUAUCAUUGCCAUACUUUGUGUUGCUGUUUCAGCUGCGACGUCGCAGAGAAAUAGAAACCGUUUCUAAAAUAGAAUAUUCGUGUGUCGCCGUCGUGGCUGGUUAGGACAAAAACUCCGAUUAACAUGGAAAAGAUACCUUUUAUCGCUUGUCGCGGCGUCGCGUCGCGUCUGGUUAGGACACGGUGUAAUGCAUUACAAGUAACGCGAGUUACGUAAUCAGAUUACUUUUUCAAGUAACUAGUAAAGUAACGCAUUACUUUUAAAUUUGCAACAAUAAAUAUCUGAGUUACUUUUUCAAAUAAGCAACACAAGUUACUUUGUGUUCCCUUUUAUUGACUGUCAGCUCUCCUGUCCCCAUGUUGAGAGAAAUCGGGAGUGCGUUGUGUGCGCUGUGUGAACAUGACGGUUAUUCAUAGUUCUAGACUAAAUAUGUGCAUAAAUUUACUCAUUUACUUCUUCUUCUGUGUCCUAUUCUUCUGUGUUCCAGAAUGGCAACACAGCUGAAAGGCUUGUUUGUUUGAGCUGCGCCCUCUACUGUAAAGGCGUGAAUUUGCAUUUCCUUCAGCCUGAGGCUUAUUCACUUCACUUUUGAUUUGCCAAAAAUAUAACUUUUUUGUUGUUAUAAAAACAAACAAACAAACAGCCCAGCCCAGAUGAGAAAAACUAAUGCAAAAGUAACGUAACACAAUACUUUCUGUAAAAAGUAAACGUAAUCAGUUACUUUUUUAGGGAGUAAUGCAAUAUUGUAAUGCAUUACUUUUAAAAAUAACUUUCCCCAACACUGAUUAUAAGUGUGCAUGUUGAGCACUUACAGGCAAGGUGUUUUUCGGCGGUCAGUGUCAUGAAAGUUGGCAUGAAAUGGAAGUUGCAAUGUUCUUUUCUUCCAUAUUGUGACGUAUAUCAGAGUGAAACGGCUUCUCAAACUAGAAAAAAUGUAGAGCGGGACUUGAUUUUGGCCAUUGGGAAUUGAUUGGAUGGUUGUGGUUUGCUAUUGAUGGAUCUCAUGUGAGUGACAGGUUGAUCCCGCCCUCGCGCCAGUAAACAUCAUCAGAGAAGAGAUGUCGCUGCAAGAUUAAAAAAAUUAUUAAUAAACACUGUAAAAUUCUGAAUCAUCAAUUUUUGAUUUUGUGGUGACUUUAAUGACGCUGUACUACAUAACUUUAUUUUAAUAUUAAAAAUUAAUGUGACAUUAAAUGCACAUCCUUGAAAGAGAGCAGUUUUUUAACAUUUACUUUGACUUCUCAGGUAAUGUCAAUGUUAUGACCCACAACAGUGGUUACAUAUAAAUAUAUUUUAAUAGUUUGAUCUAACUUACUGCUAGGGACAAUUCAGUAGUCACUGGAUAUUGGUAGGGAAAUUCCCUAGCGUCCCUACUAAAUUCUAAACCCUUGCAUUCAGUGCUGAGGUUUAGAAAAUGCAGACACGAGACAGUUGUAUCAGGUUUGGAGUGUUCACACACACACAUACACACGUUGAUUUCUCUUGUGACUACAGUAAGCACAAGAUAAGGGUGUGAGUAUUAGGCUGUCAGCACACUUGUGGGCCAAUUACAGCAUUUUAAUGAGGUUUCUUCCUUUGAGCAAGUUUACAGAAUGCUAAAGGCUGAGGAACUCAUUAGUUGCUUUUGCACAGUCAUGUUUUAAACACUCAGGUACAUUUUGAAAUGCAUAAUUCAGAAUUCAUUAUUUUAUCUCAUCAACAAGUACACUGGAAAAUGGACAUUUUGUACCUUCUUCAACAUGUAAAAUGUGCUGUGUUAUAAAAUCUGUAUCUGUAAAAUCUGUAAGAAUAAAAAUGUAAGCCCAUUA